AUGGCGGGCAAUCCUCGCCCGCGCAUACUCGACGACGAGUUCGACUUCAAUGCCGGCGACCUCUCAAAACAGUUCGAGCAGUUGUUACGGACAAGAAGGCUCAAUGAACUCGAGCAACAAGCCAGAAGCCCCCGAUCAUCUUCACCUCACCUCGCACCUCGGACAUCUUCACACAACUCACACGCCCCCAACUCUCCACAACCCUCAGUCGCUCCAAGUUCACGAUCAUCACAACACCAACCACCAACCUACCCUAACUUCCGAAGUUACCCCAUCGUCCCUUCACCUCCGCAAGAUGGCCCGUCGCUGAGGUUUCGAAGCAUGCUCCUGACGCUGUCCAUGACCCCUGUCAAAUACGAGAACCCAGGGCUACUGGACGAAGCCCUGACCCACGUGCCCAUCGACAGAAUCUACUCCGAGGCGGAGGAGGAGCACAAUCUGUUAAAAGGACUGGCUGCCUCGAAAGGUGACAAUGUCAAGCCCGAAUGGGGCUAUCUGGACUGCGUGAUCAGAUCGCUGCUCAGGUGGUUCAAGCGCUCUUUCUUUUCAUUUGUCAACAAUCCUCCGUGCCAACGAUGCCACGGCGCCACUGUCGCUCGCGGGCAGACUCCUCCCACCUCCGAUGAAGUCGCCCGUGGGGCAACAAAGACGGAACUAUACCAGUGCACAGGUCUCGGUUGCCAGGCUUUCGAGAGAUUCCCCCGAUACGGUGAAGUCUGGACACUACUGGAGACUCGGAGAGGACGGGCAGGCGAGUUCGCCAACUGCUUCAGUAUGCUGUGUCGUGCUGCCGGUGCCAGGGUGCGCUGGGUGUGGAACAGUGAGGACCAUGUCUGGACUGAGGUCUACAGCGAUCAUCAACGAAGGUGGAUCCAUGUCGACCCUUGUGAAGAGAUGUGGGAUAACCCUAGAGUAUACACUGAAGGCUGGAAUCGCAAGAUUGCCUAUUGCAUUGCCUUCUCAAAUGAUGGUGCGACCGACGUCACCCGACGCUAUGUCCGCAGCUCUCGCUACCAGCUACCCAGGACUCGUUGUCCCGAAGAGGUCCUCCUUUGGAUUAUGCAUGAAAUACGCAAGGUUCGGAGGGAAAACAUGGACAAAUCCGUCAGAGCACAGUUGAUGCGCGAAGACGAAAGGGAAGAGAGGGAGCUGCGCAGCUACGUUGCCCAUUCCUUAGCUAACGACGUGAUCAACUCUAUGCCUGGCGCAGUCGAUUCCCAGCAUCCUGAUGAGGUCAAGCGUCCCGUUGACCCACAGUCACAACAAGAGGAGGUUGGCCAGUGGCCUCAGCAACACAUGGAUCAGCCAGGCCGUCGGUGA
Messenger RNA from Cladophialophora yegresii CBS 114405, 1320 nucleotides. RefSeq names its product peptide-N4-(N-acetyl-beta-glucosaminyl)asparagine amidase. Bases 1 to 1320 code for a protein of 439 amino acids. Gene Ontology annotation, cellular component: cytosol; nucleus. The record is from RefSeq and is a predicted model, not a curated record. Lineage: Eukaryota; Fungi; Ascomycota; Eurotiomycetes; Chaetothyriales; Herpotrichiellaceae. Gene Ontology annotation, molecular function: peptide-N4-(N-acetyl-beta-glucosaminyl)asparagine amidase activity. The transcript is spliced from 3 exons. Gene Ontology annotation, biological process: protein quality control for misfolded or incompletely synthesized proteins; glycoprotein catabolic process; protein deglycosylation.